AUGACCUCGACGCACACCGACUCCAGCUCAGCACCGUCCGCCCCGUCCUCGCCCGCUACGAUUAUGACUUCCACGCAAACCGACACGGCGACCCAGCCCGCAGUCGACAACUCGCUCGACGACAUCUUCGGGUCGUCGCCGCCCCGCGACGAGGUCCGACACGCAGUCCCUGAGCGUGCUCCCGAGACGGCCACUACAGCAGAGCCUUCUGAUCUGCCAUCGCUGCGAAGACAACAUGUCACCGCGGGCUACCGGGAUGGCGUGGCGACCUCCAAAGGCGAGCACGUCCAGAGCGGCUUCGACGCGGGGUUCCCGGUGGGCGCUCAGCUGGGGAUGCGGGCGGGGACAGUGCUCGGGAUUAUGGAGGGCAUUCUACGCGGGCUGGAGGAGCGCAGUGGUUAUGCGGUGAAGAAACCCGAGGCGCAGGGUGUGGCGGGGUCUUCGUCUACAUCGGACGGGCCAACAAGCGAUGCCGCCAAGGCAGAGACCCGCCGUCAGAAGAAAGCGCAGGUUCUGAAGCUGUACCAGCUUGCUCUCAAGGAUCUCGACGUGCAGUCUGUGUUUACGGGUGGCGAGGCAGGUGCCGGGGCAGGGACUCCAGCGGAGAUCGUGCCGAGCGGGCAAGCAGGGGAGCGGGCAGAGACACAACUGGCGCGAAAGGGAGACGUAGCAAUCUCGAAAUGGGAGGGAAGGGUCGCCGUGCCCCGGUGGGAAGAGAACAUGGAAGCCCUGGAGGAGAAAGAAAACCAGGGAGCAAAAACAGGAGACAAGGGCGGGACGAUUGAGCAAAGCUGA
This is a messenger RNA of Penicillium alfredii, 795 nucleotides long. Its product is annotated as Yae1 family protein. The coding region runs from base 1 to 795 and encodes 264 amino acids. Lineage: Eukaryota; Fungi; Ascomycota; Eurotiomycetes; Eurotiales; Aspergillaceae. The record is from RefSeq and is a predicted model, not a curated record. The transcript has a single exon.